UUUUCGUCAUUUUUUGAUGAAACGUGUCACGAUGAGUUACAAAAUUCUGGUUGCGAUAAUUUUGUGUGGAAUUUCUUCGUGUCGAGCUGAAGAAGUGACAGGCAACACAAAAAUCUAUGGAGGAACUUACGCGUUACAGAAUGAAACUUUGCAUCAAGUGUCGAUUCGAAUCAUUAGAAAGGAAGAAGGUUUAGGAUUUGGCGGCGGGCAUAAUUGUGGAGGAACGUUAAUUUCGGAUCGGAUUGUUUUGACGGCAGCUCAUUGCAUGUACUACACUGAAAUUGUGAUGAAUCCUCCAUAUUAUAUAACCCGAGAAUACAAAAAGGAUGAACUUUACAUCGUAAUGGGAACUCUUGAUCGAACCAAUAAGACACAAAACACGAUUGUUAGAGCGACAGAAGAUUGGACUAUUCAUCCGGAUUAUGAUACGGAACUUGUAAAUAAUGAUAUUGCCAUCAUUAAAUUAAACGAAAGUGUUCCAACUAAUAUUCCAACGAUCAAGACACUUCCCAAUUUGGGAUUCGAUGAACUUAAAAGCGGAGUCAUUUGUUCAGUUUCUGGAUGGGGAGUGAUGGAAAAUAAAACGAUGCCAAAGCAUCUUUUAUCCGUUGACGUUCCUAUCGUUGAUGCCACUCGCUGCAAUGCCUCCGAUAGUUAUAACGGGACAAUUGAUGAUGGAAUGAUUUGUGCUGGAAAUAUGCAAGAUGGUUUAAUUGAUUCGUGUCAAGGAGACAGCGGAGGUCCGUUUGUGUGUAACAAAAUUUUGUACGGAAUUGUUUCCUUUGGACAUGGAUGCGGAUUGCCAUAUUUCCCCGGAGUUUACACAAAAGUCUAUCAUUUUAAGGAUUGGAUCAAGACUGAGAAGAAUAAGUUGCUGAAUAUCACUGAAGAAGAGGAUAAUCCGCACAAUAAUGGAACUGAUACGGGAAAUAAUGGAGCAGGAAAAUAUUAUUCGAGUUCGGUUUUGAGUGUUUUCUUAGUUAUUUUAUUAAUGUUUGGUCUCAUGUAAAAAAUUAAAAUAAAAUAUUAAAAAAAUAAAUUAAAUUAAAUUUAAUAAAAAAAAAUAUUAAAAAAUAAUAUUCAAUAUAAUAAAUU
Messenger RNA from Culicoides brevitarsis, 1095 nucleotides. Its product is annotated as ovochymase-like. Gene Ontology annotation, biological process: proteolysis. Gene Ontology annotation, molecular function: serine-type endopeptidase activity. Bases 17 to 1009 code for a protein of 330 amino acids. The record is from RefSeq and is a predicted model, not a curated record. Lineage: Eukaryota; Metazoa; Arthropoda; Insecta; Diptera; Ceratopogonidae. The transcript has 4 exons.